Molecule: messenger RNA, 7191 nt
Organism: Paralichthys olivaceus (Japanese flounder)
Lineage: Eukaryota; Metazoa; Chordata; Actinopteri; Pleuronectiformes; Paralichthyidae
Gene: scube1
Product: signal peptide, CUB domain, EGF-like 1
Biological process (GO): signal transduction
Cellular component (GO): cell surface
Molecular function (GO): calcium ion binding
Source: RefSeq, a predicted model, not a curated record
CACACACACGCACAGUCCAAACCCCCAGGAAAGCCCCGCUGAAUCCUCACACCGUCUGUCAGCAUGGGGAGCGCUUGUUUUUCCCGGGACGUUUGUUUGUUUAUCCUCCUCAUAAAUACUUGCAGGGUGAUGGGGAAUGUCGGACUCACAGAUGCAGAUGAGUGUGCAGAGGGUUCAGACGACUGCCACAUCGAUGCCCUGUGCCAGAACACGCCAAAGUCCUACAACUGCAUCUGCAAGCCGGGCUACAAAGGAGAUGGCAAGCAGUGUGAGGACAUGGAUGAGUGUGAGAACGAUUACAACGGGGGCUGUGUCCACGAAUGCAUCAACAUACCGGGGAACUACAGGUGCACCUGCUACGAUGGAUUCAUGCUGGCCCAUGAUGGACACAACUGCAUGGAUGUGGACGAGUGUGUGGACAACAAUGGUGGAUGUCAGCAAGUGUGUGUCAACACCAUGGGGAGCUAUGAGUGUCAGUGCACAGAAGGCUUCUUCCUCAGUGACAACCAGCAUACCUGCAUCCACCGCUCUGAUGAGGGGAUGAACUGCAUGAACAAGGACCAUGGCUGUGGCCACAUCUGCAGAGAGGCUCCGGGCAAAGGCGGCGUGUCGUGUGAAUGCCGCCCUGGCUUUGAGCUGGCCAAAAACCAGAAAGACUGUACAUUGACGUGUAACUAUGGAAACGGAGGUUGUCAGCACACGUGUGAUGACACAGACACUGGGCCGGUGUGCGGCUGCCAUCAGAAAUACGCCUUGCACUCAGACAGCAAGACCUGCAUUGAGAAAGAUGAGGCUGCAAUUGAGAGCUCUGAGUUCAAUGCCACGUCAGUAGCUGAUGUGGACAAGCGGGUGAAACGGCGGCUACUUAUGGAGACCUGUGCCGUGAACAAUGGAGGCUGCGACAGGACAUGUAAAGACACAGCCACAGGGGUGCGCUGCAGCUGCCCCGUGGGAUUCACCCUGCAGCCUGAUGGAAAAACAUGUAAAGACAUCGACGAAUGCCAGGAGAACAACGGAGGCUGUGAUCACUUCUGCCGGAACACAGUGGGCUCCUUUGAAUGCAGCUGUCAGAAAGGCCACAAACUGCUCACAGACGAACGGACAUGCCAAGACAUUGACGAAUGCUCCUUUGAGAGAACCUGCGACCACACCUGCAUCAACUACCCUGGCAGCUUCGAGUGCUUGUGCAACAAGGGAUACAUCCUGUAUGGCCUCACGCACUGUGGAGACAUAGAUGAAUGUAGCAUCAACAAUGGGAGCUGUGAGUUUGGCUGCGUAAACACUCAGGGCAGCUACGAGUGUGUGUGUCCGCCUGGACAGAAACUCCAUUGGAACAGGAAAGACUGUAUCGAGGUGGUGAAAUGUCUGCCCAAUGGGAAGCCAGCACCCCGAGCUCAACUGACCUGCACUAAGAAUGGAGGGGCAGAAGUCUGCUCACUCUCCUGCCCCUCCAACGCCCUCUUCCUUGCAGACUCAGAGAACAGCUACACACUGAGCUGUGGAGUGCCAGUUCAGCCUGGUAAAGCUCCUCAGAAGAGGAACGCCACCACUGCCUUACCCACCUGUGCCGACACACUAGCGCCGCCCAUCAAACAGAAGGCCAGGUUUAAGAUCAAAGAUGCCAAGUGUCACCUGAGGCCUCGCAACAAGGAGAAGCACAGGGAUUCAUCCAAGCCGAACCUGCAAGGAGGCCAGUUCCCCUGCACUGAUGACUGUCAGGUAACUUUUGUCAACCUCAAAUGCGACUCAUCCAAGAAGCGUCGGCGAGGACGCAAAUCGCCUUCAAAAGAAGUUUCCCACAUCACAGCUGAAUUUGAGAUGGAGAUGAAGGAGGAGGAAGCCUCAGACUCAUGCAAUGUGGACUGUGUGCGGGAGAGGAUGAAGCAGAAGUUGCAGAGUGCCAUGCGGACGCUCAGGAAGUCCAUCAACAAACAGCAGUUCUACAUCCAGUUCUCUGGGACAGAGUACGAGGUGGCUCAGAAACCGUCCAGGGUACCGGAGGGAGCUGAGGCCUGCAGCACCGGACAAGUAUUUCGAGAGGGAAAGUGUGUGAGCUGUGGUGUGGGGACGUUCUACAGUGGAGAGCAGGAGCAGUGUGUGCAGUGUCCUCCCGGCACAUACCAGGACACGGUGGGUCAGCUGUCCUGUGAGCCAUGUCCCAGUACUGACGGACAGGGUGUUGCUGGAGCCAAGAACGUGUCUCAGUGUGGAGGUCAGUGUCCAGCGGGCCAUUUCUCGGCUGACGGAUUUCGUCCAUGCCAGCAUUGUCCGCUGGGCUCCUACCAGCCUGAACCAGGCCGAGUGCUCUGCUUUCCCUGUGGAGGAGGCCUCAUGACCAAGUAUGAAGGAUCCGUCUCUUUUAGGGACUGUGAGGCCAAAGUGCACUGUGCUCCUGGACAUUACUACAACUCCAGUACCCACCGCUGCAUCCGCUGCCCAGCAGGAACCUACCAGUCUGAGUUUGGGCAGAACUACUGCAUCACUUGCCCUGGGAACACUACCACUGACUUUGAUGGUGCCACCAAUGUCUCCCACUGCAAAAACCAACUGUGUGGCGGUGAGCUGGGUGAGUACACAGGCUACAUCGAGUCUCCUAACUACCCUGGAGAUUAUCCGUCUAACGUGGACUGUGUCUGGACUAUCAACCCACCACAUAAGAGGCGGAUCCUCAUUGUGGUACCAGAGAUCUUUCUCCCCAUCGAGGACGAGUGUGGAGACGUGCUGGUCAUGAGGAAGAGUGCCCUCCCCACCUCCAUUACAACAUACGAGACGUGUCAGACCUACGAGCGGCCCAUCGCCUUUACCUCUCGCUCUCGCAAGCUCUGGAUCCAGUUCAAGUCUAACGAGGGUAACAGUGGCAAAGGCUUCCAGGUUCCAUAUGUCACCUACGAUGAGGACUACCAGCAGCUGAUAGAGGACAUAGUGCGAGACGGCAGGCUUUACGCCUCUGAGAACCACCAGGAGAUCCUGAAGGACAAGAAGCUGAUAAAAGCCUUGUUUGACGUACUAGCCCACCCCCAGAACUACUUCAGGUACACGGCUCAGGAGUCCAAAGAGAUGUUUCCUCGUUCCUUCAUCAAACUGCUGCGCUCCAAAGUGACCAGAUUCUUGAGGCCGUACAAAUAGACGGGGCCUCCCUACUGUCCCGUUAAAGACCCCCAUCACCCUGCGUCAUUCCAGAUCCAUUAACUUCUCCCCUGUCUCAGCCAAAUUUUUCAUGUAUCCAUUCAUUAGCGUUUCAUACCUCCAUUCGACUGGUCCUAAAUUCUGUUGGUCACAUGUUGCCUUUCCUCAUCUUUGACCCAUUUAAGUAGUAAAACAUGAUUAACUGAUACCCCUCCCUACACUGUGUGCAGCUUUUUCUAUAAGGUUUGACUGAUAAGGGUUUUUGAAGGCCAGUAUUGAGGUUUAUGCGAUAGUAGAAGAAACCUGCUAUAUUUCAUGUGUAUAUAUUGUUUCUUUGAAAAUUUGACCAUUUUAUACGUAUAAGUAUCGAUUUCCUUUUCUCAGAUUAGUAUGUUACAGAUUUGCGACUCUGAGGCAGUGAGGGUGCAACAUCUUGCAAUAUUGGUAGCGACUCUUCAAAUUUCUUAUUAAAUUUAGACACAGCACAGUCUAAGGUCUAAAGUUAGAUCACAUAUGUAACCAACCCUCAUUAUGUGUUGUCACUUGAAAAAUUAGAAGAGAAAACUAUUAAAUUCAAUUCAAUUUUAUUUGGAUUGCGCAAAAACACAUUAUCUCAAGGCACUUUACAAGAACGAACCUACAGCAGUCCGAUUUAGUAAAUUAAAUUACAAGGAAACUCUUCAAUUAAAUCACAUUUGAUAUCAUGUUUUACAGACCUGUUGUGUGGCUGUAGUCCGUACUGAUUCAUAACAGAUAUACGGAUGGAAUUUGUGUUGCUUAUAUGGUUUUGAUUAUUUUUUAAAGCUUCAGUUCCAAGCGAAUAAAUGAAAAGAUCUCUGGUUGUCAUGUGUAAACCAGUGUGAGGUAUAGCAUGUUAAAUGUGGGCUCACAAUUAAACCAAAAAGAAAACAUACUUGUACAGUAAAGGAAUAGUUCCACAUUUUCGAGAGAAUGUGCUCGCCAGCUUUCUUGCUGAUGAUUCAAUCAAUCUCAUUUCUGUUCAGUAGACAUAAAACUGCAACCAGCAUCUAGACAAUUCACAGAUUAUCGUGGUAUAGCUUGUUUGCUUCGUGUGUGGAAAAGAAAAGAAAGAAAAAUGUGUAAAUGGUAAAUUGGGGGUCCGUGUUUCUUGGGUGCAAGGACUCCUGGUCCGAUCCUUGUCCUCAUGAAAGCAGUUAUUUUUGUACCUACAUGUAGAGCCAUGCUGGCUUAUCUUCCCCUCUAACCCCUCUAACAGUCUACUAGCAUCAUAUUUAACACAGAUAUUAGAGCUGUAUUGAGCUUCUCGUCUUACUCUUAGCAAGAACACACAUUUAAAAUUGGGUAAUAUUAAUCUGUAAAGGCUAAAAAAAAAGGAAUUAAGUAUGUUUUCUUAAAGCUGCACCCCCAGUAUGAAAAGAGAAAAGGCCAGUGUUAGCAAACCUACAUUUCAGUCAAACCCUAUUUCUGCACCCCAAAUAUGUAUUCCUCUUGUCUCUUAACUUUUCCCAGACUUCUAGACCUUCUCUACCUGUCCUCUUUUCCCUCCACCCCCCUCUCUCUUUUUUAUUUUGUUCUGCUUUGUUUUUUUGUGUUGUUGUUUUGAUUUUGUAAUAUUUAUACUGGACAUGUCAGAACUUGCAGAGGCCCACAUCACAGACAUUAAAGACACGGCAUACAUACAUGUAGGAUAUGUAUGUUAGUGUGGAGAUAAACAGGUGUACAUGCCCACACAGAGUGAAUGGAUUUAUCCCGGAUUGGAUUUCUAUAUUGGUCCUGAUGUGCAUGAGACAGUGAUGAAAAAAACAAUCGGUGCACUUAAAACACAUUUUAAAAUGGAAAAUAUAUUGAAAGCAAUGGAAACCAUUCCACCUCUGUGGGUGCUCUAUCCAUCAGAGCACAGGGAAAGAUUAAAUGGGAUGAAUCUGAAAGUCUAUAUUGUACUUUUCUUAAUUUAAAAGAUAUAUAACAAGAUGAGAUAAACUACCUGCAAGUAACAAGAAUGUUACUUUAGAGAGAAAUGUCUGUGAUGUAACUAAUAUUUGGAACUUUAAUUGCACUUGAAUUUUAUAUGUUAAACUGUAGGGAAAAAAGAUCUAAGUUGCGUAUUUGUUACCUUUUUUUGUGUUGUUUUGAAAAUGUGCCACACGUGGCAGCGGCGAGAGAGAAAGACAGCCGUCUCCUGUUGUCGCUCCUACUCUGUAGCUUGCCCCACAUCUCUCUGUUACAGCAGCUGCAAACCCCAUUCAUGCACACAGCGAGGACACAUUCAGACUGAAGUAUCGACAUCUCACAACCUCACAGACUGUAUGUUGAACCGAAACACACAGAGAAAACACAUUUACAUUAUCAAACUUGCCACCGCCACUAGUUUUUUCCACGGCCCAGUCCUGUUUCAUCCCUCAAACACUUCCUAUAGCUGCCAGAGAGAGGAAGCAUCACCAUAAAGGCUUCUUGUAUGAUGGCACCACAUACAUACUGUACUACAGUAUAUGCACUACCUGUUUUAAAAAAAAAAAACUGUGUGCAUUCACCAAGAUGCACUCUCUUUCCAUUAAAUAGGUGUGUGUACUACGCUUUUCUUUUAUAACCCAACUAAAUGUUUUUGUGUCGUUCCCAUAGGUACUUAUAUGUCUAUGAAAUCCUAUACUGCAUAUUGAAAAUGGACUCUAUAUCUGCACAAUGUGACUGGAGUUAAAAAACAUGUACAGUGUGAGUUGAGUGUUGGUCUGGAGGUCAAUUUAGUGACAGGGGCACAGUCGGAGUAAGAGGCUUCUCCUGUCUGAGUGUCUGUGUGUCUGUAGCACUUGCAGCUUCAGCUUUGUCUGUGUUGUAUCAGUCAUAAAAUAAGAGCUUUUCCUGAAAAACGAUAAAAAUUCAUAUGUAACAUCCCGAUUGGUGUUAAUGCUUCUUAGUUACUAAACUCAACAGUCCAAUGUCAGUGCUAAUUUAUAUGAAUUAUAGCCCUUUUUUCAAGGUAUACUUCAUGUCUUCAGGUUUCCUACCUUCCAGACAGCUGUUUGCGUCAGUUCAUUUCAGAGCAUUAUGGGAAAUAAUCGGCAACAUUGUUGGGAUAAUUACUUUUAACUGCGUGUGUGUGACAGUUGGUGUGUUCUAGGAAAUUUGACGCUAGACUUUUCUAAGAUCAAGCCUGCAGCCAAAAGUGAGGUUAUGAAACAAUCUCUGAAGCUGACAAAACAAACCCACGUCAAGCUCCAUCCAGCAGCUUUUCUGGACCUUUAAAUGAGAAGCAGUUCCAAAUUUGAAUUAAGUAUUUUUCAAUGUUUAUCUUCAUGAUUAGCUGGUCCUAAAACAAACCUACUUAACAAGAUAUGAAAAUAAAAGCAGUCAACAUCUCCAGUGAUGGAGUGUUUAUGUCUGUGCACACUGACUUUCAUAGUGUACUGAAAUGAAACCAGCACUUAGAAGGUAGGAAAUCAAUCACAGAUCUCGUGCUUUGGAAAACGGUCUGCAGCCGUGUUAUUAUGGCUGAAACAGACAAAACCACAAAUGUUGUCCUGAGUAGCACUGAAAACAAAAUGUAAAAUCAUUGAAAAAUAUAUUUCUAUUGGUAUUGGCUGAUAAUCAUCCCUGAGAAUCGAUAUGACCCCAAAUGUCCGAUAGAUAACCCUUCAAAAAUAAAAAGUAUAUUGUUAUAUAACAGGUAUUGCCAAACAGCUGCCACGCAGAUAUAUUACGGUGCAGCCUACUUCCAGUUCGAAGUGGGCACUGUUCACUGUGAGAAAAAAACGAAAUGAAAUGCUCUAAAAAUGAUAAUUGACUGUUUUGUUUUCCUGAGAAUGUAUUCAGAUGUGAAUGAGUGGCUGCGUGUGGUGUGCGGAAGAGAAUCUGCAACGAAAAGUGUGAGCAGCAGGUGUGUGUGCGUGUGUGUGUGAGAGAGAGAGAGAGAGAGAGAGAGAAAGAGAGAGAGAGCAAAGAGACUGUGUAUGUGAGUACUUUAGUCCUUUUGUAGUGAUUUUAACGUUUGUGUUAGUCAGUUGUACCCAGAGAGAGAAAGUGUAAUGCAGUGUCGUGCCAUUGUUUGGUCCAUGAAACUCCAGUACUGAACAAAUUAAAACAAACAGU